AUGGCUGGGAGGUGUAAUCAAGGAAAGGGUGAGAUGGAUGUAGAGGAAGCCAGUGAUGAAAUGGCUGCAGAAGAGAGCUCUGUGGUCACCCACGAAGAAGAGAAGUCUAUUGCUGACGAAGAAAAAGGUGCAAGGUCUGUAACUGCAGUCGUGGUGGCAGGACUGGGGCUUGGAUCUUCGGUUAUCAACAGUAUCCUGAAUGGGCUGGGUUCAGUACAACGCAAGAUUGUAAUCUCGUUUGCCAACAAUACUGGCCAUCAGCUCACAGCUAUAGGUGUAUAUUUCUUUUCUGGAACAGCUGACAAUGGACUCCCUGGUGCUAUUCCUGAUAAAUCCACACUCGGCUUUGGAGCUCGCAAGACAAGUGGUCCUGUGGCGAGAGGCACUGUUGGGGUUAUCACACAUUAUCUUUCAGCCGAAAAUCGGACAGCCGCAAUCAUGUGGAGUGUCCCGUUUGACUACAACUUAUAUUCCAACUGGUGGAACUUUGAAUUGCGAAAUGGGAGAGUUUCCCCCUCAAGGAGCUUGUUCAACGAUCUCUAUUACACAGAUUCUGCAAUUAAGGGUGAUAGCAACUUUGUCUCUCGCUUUACUAAUGGACGGAAGUUUGAGGGGUCUAUGGGACACUCUGGCACUCCAGUUCUGGAUAUAACACUACAUUGA
Molecule: messenger RNA, 663 nt
Organism: Selaginella moellendorffii
Lineage: Eukaryota; Viridiplantae; Streptophyta; Lycopodiopsida; Selaginellales; Selaginellaceae
Product: DELTA-actitoxin-Afr1a
Exons: 1
Coding region: 1-663 (220 amino acids)
Biological process (GO): monoatomic cation transport; pore complex assembly; cytolysis in another organism
Cellular component (GO): pore complex
Molecular function (GO): channel activity
Source: RefSeq, a predicted model, not a curated record